AUGAAAUCUCUGGCUUGGCUUCAUGUAACUUGGGGUGGCUUUCUGCUGCUCUUGUCGCUCUCAGCUGAUGCUGCAUUUAACGUGAACAUGAAAUUGGAAUCUACGCGGGUUCCAUUGAAGGAUGAUGCGCUGGAAUUGGCCGUCGUGGUAACCCCCAAACAACCAAAACUUAAGCAGCUAACUUUGGAGACUCUUGUUGACACAACAGGAGCUGUCGUGCUUUCUGAAAUCAGGCUUGAAGGAGAUGGAAGCAGGUUCGCGGCCAAGCUGACGGGCGACCAAAUGCUGCAAGCUGGUAUGUACAAGCUCAAGGUCACUGCGGUGAAUGAGGCGACUAAGGAAAGUUCUUUUGAGGUGCUGCCACUUAAGAUUACAACGGCUGUGGAGGUAAUGAGUGCUAAAGCCAAUGGCAAGAAGAUGAAGUUUGGCGACAAGCUUACAGGAAUGAGCUUUAUCGCCGCAGCUGAAGACACUUUGAAAUUAGAAGUGCGAUUACAGCAAGUGCAUAACAAGGCACCUGUGGUGGCCCAUCAAGCUUUUCUUCAUUUUACGCACAUAACAGAGAAGACGGAGGCUUACUUUGUCUUGACUGCCGACACCAAAUCGAUUCAUAGCACGACACUACAAUUUGCGGCUCUCAGCAAAAAAUUUGGUUACAAUUCGGGCACAUAUCAUGUAGAGCUCAUUUUGGGCUCUGCAACUUUUGAAAAAGCACUUUUGUGGGAUUUGGGUGAUGUUGAGCUCCAUCUUGUCGCCGCCCCGCCUGAAACACCCUCUCCGCUUUACAAAAAGCCGCUUCUUCAUGAAAGUGACACAACUCUCAAGGCUUUACCCGUGAUUCAACACGUUAUGCGUCAAGAGGACCCGCGCCCGCCCGUGGUCGUGUCUAUGGCCUUCUUGGGCGCCGUCCUGACCCCUCUGGGUUUAUUCGUUGUAUUUGUGGCGCGUCUUGGACUCAACGUUAAGCGCCUGUUUGAAGGACCUGUCUUUGCUUUCGGCUGCGUAUUUCUGGCGUCUCUGGCUGGCAUAUUCACUCUUUUCGGUCUUUACUGGCUAGAGCUGACCAUGUUCCGUACCCUAAGCUACCUUAGCAUUUUGGGCUCUGUAAAUUUUUGGUCCGGCCAUUUGACACUCAAGCGCCUUGCCGCCACCCCUGGCAAGAAAAAAAGUAAAGCCGAAUAA
Molecule: messenger RNA, 1182 nt
Organism: Plasmopara halstedii
Lineage: Eukaryota; Oomycota; Peronosporomycetes; Peronosporales; Peronosporaceae
Product: dolichyl-diphosphooligosaccharide--protein glycosyltransferase subunit 2-like
Exons: 2
Coding region: 1-1182 (393 amino acids)
Biological process (GO): protein N-linked glycosylation
Cellular component (GO): oligosaccharyltransferase complex; membrane
Source: RefSeq, a predicted model, not a curated record